ACAGAAAGACGUUCUGCUGGUGGUGAUGUUCAGCUCCUUCUCCUGCUCUCCUCUCUGUGGACUCACAGCCGCUCAGAGCAUUGUCUCCUCUGACAUCUCAGCAUCCCAGACACACUCCACUCCAGCCAACCAACCACAUGCAUGUUUUAAGAGGACUGGGAUGGACGGUUGGAUCCUGAGGGCUGGUGACACUGAAGUCUUGGUGAGAUGUCCUUGAGUGGCAAUGCGAGCCACUCUUCUCCACCAGCUCUUACUCUGCCCUUCAACAGCUCCACCUCUUCAUACUCCCCAGCAUGGGAGGAGGGGAGAAGCACUCACGAGUCUGUGCAGGAGUGGUCGGGGAAUAAAACGCAGCUCCUCUCAGACCUCGCUGUUCUCGGGCAUGAUGAGCAGUGCCCUAUGUCUCCUGUCCUCACGGCGUGUCUGGUGGUUUGGUACAGCAUGACAAUGGUGCUGGGGCUUGUGGGGAACAUCGGCCUCAUCUGCAUCAUUGCCCGUCGCAGGGAGAAGGUCAAUGUCACCAGCAUUUUCAUCUGCAACCUGUCAUUCUCUGACAUCCUGGUGUGUGUCUUCUGCCUCCCCUUCACUGUCAUAUACACACUAAUGGACCAUUGGGUGUUUGGCUCGCUGUUGUGCCGGCUGGUGCCGUUCAUCCAGUGUGUGUCUGUGACCGUGUCUGUUCUCUCGCUGGUGUUCAUCGCUCUGGAAAGACAUCAGCUCAUCAUUAACCCCUCUGGGUGGAAACCAAGCAUCCCUCAGGCCUACACGGUGCUUGUUCUCAUUUGGAUUCUGGCCUGCUUCACCUCCUCUCCUUUCCUGGCCUUUCAGCUGCUAACAAGCGAGCCGUAUACUAAUGUCAUGCUGCCCCAGUCUCCACUCUAUCACCAAGCCCCUCCUUAUAUCAAUGCAUCAACACCUCAACCUGUUUCCUUCACAUACAAAAACUCAUCUUCACCUAAAAAUGCAUACAGCGCCCUCUUUUCUUAUGCGCCCAUUACUCCGCACAUGGAGGCCUGUCUGGAGCACUGGCCUUCCCAGCCGCACAGACUUGCUUACACCACAUGGCUCCUGCUGUUUCAAUACUGUGGUCCUUUAUUGUUGGUCCUGCUCUGUUAUGUUAAGGUUUAUGUGCGCCUUCGCCACCGCAAAGACAUGCUGGACCGUGCCAGGACCCCAGAGAGCCAACGCAUGACAAACAGCCGACGGAUCAACAUCAUGCUGGUCGCCCUCAUUACAGCCUUUGCACUUUGCUGGCUGCCACUCACCAUCUUCAACGUGGUGUCAGACUGGAACCAGGAGGCUCUGCCCAUCUGCCAUCACAACCUUCUGUUCUCCCUCUGCCACCUGCUGGCCAUGUCCUCUACCUGCAUCAACCCCAUCAUCUACGGCUUCCUCAACUCCAACUUCCGGCAGGAGGUGAGAGAGGUGCUCCUGCACUGCCGCUGCAGCCCGCCUGAGGAAGAGUGCGAGCGUUUCCCCAUGUCCACUGUGCACAUGGAGGUGUCCCGUUCCUCUGUGCCUCUCACGUGCAGGAGCAACUCUCUCUUUGAUAUAACAACCUGAAGGAUGCUGCACUAGAAGGAUACAGACAGAUAAACUGAAUUACAGGACUUAUUCCUGCUGGUUUUAUACCUUUUAUGGCAUCACAAUAUAUUUGAGUGGUUUAAAGUGCAACAUUUGUUUCAGUGGUUUGAAGUGAUGUUUGCCGUACGGUGUUGAUUACUCCUAAUCUGCAGUAGCAGUAGGAAGUGUAUUUAUGUAGAACAAAAGAUCAACAGAAUGUCAUUUCGAAUUAAUCUGUUGCUGUGCCCCUAGACGUUUGAAACAAAUUGUAGUUCAUAGUAAAAUCAAACCAUUUCACCAUUUUGUAAUAACAAAUGAUCAAACGUGUGUCCUGUUGGGUGCCAAUUAAACUGUGAUUUUAGAGAGCGUCUGCCUCACCACGAACAUCAAAAAAAUACCAAAUGAGGGAAUAUCUUGCUUUAUAAAGAUGUUCAUCCAUUCAGUAACGUUUUAGAGGAUUGUGCUGCUGUUAUAGGGUUGUGGUUGACCAACAAUACUUUCCUAUGUGUUUUCUUUUGUAGUGCUGCUGUUGUAUUUCUUACAUUUUAUUACUUCUUUUGUAUUUAUGGCAUGUGUGCUCUGAAAUAGGCGUGUGAGUUGCUACAGUGAAACAAAAGGUGUCAUUAAUGCGAUUCAUAGAGGUAAACUGUAAUAUUUUAUAAAAUUGUUAGACAGUUGGGUUAGAUGUAAUAAAAUAUAUAUAAAUGCCAUCAGACACUUCUAAUGGAUGUUACAUUUUGUACCGUUUAUAGAGGUGCACUACAUUCUCAAAUAUCUUCAAAGUAUAAAUAUUAAAUAUUGUGUAUCUAAUCCAAAUGCUUGCUGAGAACUGUGUUUAAGUGAGACUGAUGAUGAUAUAGUCCUGUAUGUGCCUGGUUUAAUAAUCAAAUUACUAUCAUAUGCUGUAUAUUGGUAUACCUCAAAUGCCUUAUUCUUUGUGUUAAAUAUUUUAAAUAAUGUAACAAGAAUUUGUAUUUUAUUUAGCUCAUGAAUGCACUUUACACUUCUAUUAAUGUGCGUGUGUGUGUGUGUGUGUGUGCGUGUGUGUG
This is a messenger RNA of Gymnodraco acuticeps, 2612 nucleotides long. RefSeq names its product neuropeptide Y receptor Y4 (gene npy4r). The coding region runs from base 208 to 1563 and encodes 451 amino acids. The transcript is spliced from 2 exons. Gene Ontology annotation, biological process: G protein-coupled receptor signaling pathway. Gene Ontology annotation, cellular component: neuron projection; plasma membrane. NCBI's taxonomy places the organism in Eukaryota, Metazoa, Chordata, Actinopteri, Perciformes, Bathydraconidae. The record is from RefSeq and is a predicted model, not a curated record. Gene Ontology annotation, molecular function: neuropeptide binding; neuropeptide Y receptor activity.